Molecule: messenger RNA, 3078 nt
Organism: Mugil cephalus (flathead mullet)
Lineage: Eukaryota; Metazoa; Chordata; Actinopteri; Mugiliformes; Mugilidae
Gene: lmx1al
Product: LIM homeobox transcription factor 1, alpha-like
Exons: 9
Coding region: 270-1532 (420 amino acids)
Biological process (GO): regulation of transcription by RNA polymerase II; neuron differentiation
Cellular component (GO): nucleus
Molecular function (GO): DNA-binding transcription factor activity, RNA polymerase II-specific; RNA polymerase II transcription regulatory region sequence-specific DNA binding
Source: RefSeq, a predicted model, not a curated record
UAUCGCUCAUCUUCCCUCAUCAUCUUCCGCACCUUCUCCCUCCCUCCUUGUCUGUCCAUCUCCUCCCUCUGCGCCUUUUUACGCACAAAACAAGUCAGAGCGCACACACGGCUGCCGGAGAAAACGGGAGAGACACAGACGGUUCUUUGGGUCAUCAAUGCAUUUUGGAUUUUGACCGUAAGCAACAUGCGCGCCACACUGUGAGACACAGGUGGACAAUCUGUAUUCGCGUCUGUUUAUUUAGCAGCCCAAAGUUUCCCCAGCUUUUAAUGUUGCCAACCGAGAUUUCAGGAGGAGUGUGUUUCACCUCAAGGCCAGAAAUGGUGCAUUUGUGUCUCUCUAGCAAUCACACUGAGGGAAGAAGAGAAGGCAUGAAAACAGAGGAGAGCCAGCAGUCCUGUCUGCAGCAGCCUCCAUCCUCCACGCCUUUUGGUCCAGAGUACAGAGGAGGGGGGGAGGUGUGUGCGGGCUGCGAGUCUCCCAUCGCCGACCGCUUCCUGCUGCGCGUCAACGAGCGUUCCUGGCACGAGACCUGCGUCAAGUGCGCCGUGUGUUUGAGCGCGCUCACCGGGACCUGUUACUGCAGGGAUCGCCUGCUCUACUGCAAGCACGACUAUGAAAAGCUGUUUGUAAGGAAGUGCAGCGCCUGCCUGCAGGUCAUUGGGCGCUCCGAGCUGAUCAUGCGUGUGCUAGGACAGGUGUACCACCUGGGAUGUUUCAGCUGCUGUGAGUGUGAACGCCGGCUGCAGAGAGGUGAUGAGUUUGUGCUGAAAGAAGGCCAGCUGCUCUGCCGCAUGGACUAUGAAAAGGAGAGGGAAAUGUUGGCUGCUAUUAGCCCCACACCAACUGAAUCAGUGAAAAGUGAAGAUGAGGACGGAGGGGGAGGCUCUGGCAGUGGGAAAGGGGGUGAUGAAGGCAAGGAACACAAGCGUUCAAAAAGACCACGCACCAUCUUGACCACGCAGCAGCGGCGUGCUUUCAAGGCCUCCUUUGAAGUGUCAGCGAAGCCCUGCCGAAAGGUGAGAGAGACACUGGCCGCUGAGACUGGGCUGACAGUGCGUGUUGUGCAGGUGUGGUUUCAAAACCAGCGAGCCAAGAUGAAAAAGAUUGCUCGCCGACAGCAGCAACAGCAGCAGCAGCAGCAGGAGCAAGAGCAGCUGGGGGGGACCAGGAGAGGGCCGAGCAGAGGGGGCCGCCAGAGCAACGAUGACAGCGAGGACGGAUCUAGCACCCAUGGCAUGGAUGGGAUGCUGGGAUACCCGUCUCUGCCACGUCAGCAGCUACUUGCUCUUGACCCCAACAUCUACGGUGGAGAGCCGUUUCGACAUGGACUUACACCACCUCAGCUCAGCAGCGAGCAACUGCACUCCUAUGACUCAGAGACAGUGUUCCAUGACCUGGACAGCGAUGGAAGUCUUGGUCACCUCGGUGACUGCCUCUUAGCAGCAGGGGAUGGCGGUCUCCUGGCAGGGCGAGUGGGAAACCCUAUCGACCGUCUCUACUCCAUGCAGAACUCCUACUUCACCUCCUGACCCUCAUAAACUGUCAUCCUUUCCCCUCCUGUUCCACCUUUCACCUCAGAGAUGCAGCUAAUGGAGUCUGUCCAUCAAAAAGGCCUGUGGGACCAUUCUUCAUGCAAGAGCCUAUACACAAACACCCUUCUGAGCUUUUAUCACUGGUUAAUAUUAUCCCAAGUCAGGCAGUCAUAAUAUCACUUUGCAGCAGAUUAGCAUAAUGUUCUUACAUAUUUCCUUAAAAAAAAAGAAUCUCAUGCUGGAAAUACAGACACUGUAAAUGUCCAAGAUAAAGGACUUCAAUUUUUCCUGUUGUAUUUAUGUAAUGUUCAAUGGCACACAUUCCAUGGCACUUUCCUAAAAAAAAAUUGAGAGACACUUAUCAUACCUAUCAUUAUGUAUAUCGUGAAACAGCGAGGAGAAUUGUUUGAUGAAAGUUUUCAUCACUCAAGUUUAAUGUAUUUAGGAGUCAUGGGAGGAAUUCCAGUAUGAGCAGCUGAAGGUCAAAAAUAAAAGUAGGCCUACUAUUACAUUGGAAACUCUUUUUUUGACAGGACUAGUGAGUUAGUUACUGUGUGUGACUUUGACUGCAGCAUAUACAGUACUGUAUAUGGAUUGGAGGACAGUUUUGCUCUCAGGUUAGUGUGUAUGUUUAUGUAACCUGAGCCACAACUCAGGACAUUGUGCUGGCCGGGAUGACAAUUUAACUUGCCCAUUGACUUCAAGAAAGUAGAUUGCAAAGGGGAAGAAAUUGUUUGUGUGAAAUGAUCAUUUCAAACGACAUUCUUAGUUUUUGCAAAUGCAUGAAAGAUACUAUGGACCAAAAAAAAAAUAAAAAAAAAUAAAAUCAUUUUAGAAUUUAAAUAACAAAUAGCAGUACAGGGUCAUUUGCAAAGCCUUAUGCGGAAACAGGGUUGUAUAAGCGAUUAUUGCUGUAGCAUUCAAUUCUCUUUUAUAAUGUAAUCACUAAGAAAUAGCGGAGUAACUAACAACCAAUAGAGAUAUAAUGCCCCAAAUUUAGGACAUCGUGUACAUGAUGAUGUACUCCAAAAUGUAAAUGUGAGUAUGGCUGUUUUACAAUUAGUUGUUGUCGUCACUUUCUGUAAUAAUUUGCUUCUCAAACAUCUCAUAUUAGAUGCUGUUAGGUAGAUAUUUUGUACCUUCCUCUGUGAUAAUCAGAAAAUAUUUAAACUGUAGCAUGAUAUUUGUGUGCCUCAAAGGUCGAAGGAAAUAGCCUCCAAAUUUUCGUUGGAUAGCAAGUGUUGCAGGAAGUAUCAGGAUUAGACUCACAAUGUGGUACAGAAUAAAAUAGUACUAGAAUGACACUUGUCUCAUGUAGAUGCCAGUGAUAGGCUGCAGCCUGUGAGAUUCUUUCAUGACAUUAUGUUUUUGACUCUGAUACGUGACUCAUGUGUUUUUACGGUGAUACUAUUGUGAAUGUAACUUAUUUAUGUGCUAUUAGAUGAGUUCCUAUCUUAGUUUUUUUGAUCAGUGACUGCCAGGUGAUGUGCAUUGAAUGUAAUGUUGCCGUAUCUUCAAUACAAUUUGCGGUUCCAUCUUUGAA